Messenger RNA from Ictidomys tridecemlineatus (thirteen-lined ground squirrel), 7182 nucleotides. It is a transcript of the gene Chic1, whose product is annotated as cysteine rich hydrophobic domain 1. The record is from RefSeq and is a predicted model, not a curated record. Lineage: Eukaryota; Metazoa; Chordata; Mammalia; Rodentia; Sciuridae.
UCCCUCAUUCCCCCGCCUCCAACAUCCCUGCCACAAUCGAUCUGCACAACACGCAGGCGCGUCUCCUCAAGUCCUAUCCCCACCCCCGCCUCUUUCUCUUCAGUUCUUCCCCCUCCUCUUCCAGCACCUCCGCAGGUUCAAACUCUUCUUGGUGAGAGUGGCGGCGAUCUCCAGGUCACGUGAUGAGCAUCCUGCUGCCCAACAUGGCGGAGUUCGACACCAUCUCGGAACUGGAGGAGGAGGAAGAAGAAGAACCCGCUACGUCGUCGUCGCCGCCGUCGUCUUUGUCGUCUGUUUCUGGGCCUGAUGAUGACGAAGAAGAGGAAGAGGAGGAGGAGGAGGAGGAAGAAGAGGAGGAGGAGGAAGAGGAGGAAGAUGAGGAGGAGGAGGAGGUGCCGCCCCCGCCUCGGGUAGUGAGCGAGGAGCAUCUGCGGAGAUAUGCCCCGGACCCUGUACUGGUGCGCGGCGCAGGCCACAUCACUGUGUUUGGCUUGAGCAACAAGUUUGAUACUGAAUUUCCUUCAGUUCUAACAGGGAAGGUGGCCCCAGAAGAAUUUAAGACCAGCAUUGGCCGUGUGAAUUCAUGUUUGAAAAAGGCUCUCCCAGUCAAUGUGAAGUGGCUGCUCUGUGGAUGUCUCUGCUGCUGUUGCACACUGGGUUGCAGCCUGUGGCCUGUUAUUUGUCUCAACAAAAGAACCAGAAGAUCAAUUCAGAAGUUAUUAGAGUGGGAAAAUAACAGAUUAUAUCACAAGCUUGCUUUGCACUGGAAGUUGACUAAAAGGAAAUGCGAAACUAGCAAUAUGAUGGAGUAUGUUAUACUAAUAGAAUUCUUACCAAAAUAUCCCAUAUUCCGACCUGACUGAGGAGUUUUAUUCAGUCACUUCUGUGUUUCCUGUCAUUUCCUACCCUUAGUGCCUUGUAGAUGAUUAUGGAAUGAAGAUGGUCUCCUUCGCUGUGUUCAAGUUAUUCUUUAUAAUGGUAGAGUAUUCUCCUCACUCUUUUAUUUUUGUUGGUUUAAGAAGAUAAUUUGCACAUUUUUUUGUUGUAAAAUGAGGCUUGUGUUUUGCACUCUCAGUUUUUAAAUAAAUACACAUAUACAUAUGUGUGUACACACACACACACACACACACACACACACACAGUUGCCACUAAAAGUAAAACAUCAGUGCUGGUGUUCAAAAAACAAAAACCUUGUUUUGAGCAUGCUGCCUUAUAAUUUUCAUACUCACUGUUUCUAAAUAUGCAUCAUUUUUUAGGCUACUUAAUGCUCUGUAAUCCCUUACUGGACACACUUAAAUAAGCUUUUGGUAGCUUUUAGAAAUGGUUUUACUCUGCUUUUAAAGGACAUGCAAUUAAUAGCAAUGGUUUGUCCUGCACUUUGCUAAAGUAUCACUUAUGUUAGUGGAUAAAAUAUUUAAACUCCUAAACACUUGUAAAUAUUGUCUCUUUGCAUAAUGUAAAAUAGGUUAUGCCAUGGUUUACAGAAUGUAAUAUUACUCUUAUUGUAUUGCCAACAAUUCGCAUAGAUUUUAAUAUGAAUGUCGUUUGCAAGCAUCCUUUUGAAUGUAGAGACGUUAACAUGCUGUUUUAUGGCAAAGCCAUAAUAAACAUGUUAAAAUUUCAGGUGUAGGGCAGGGUUGCCCAAUGUAACAAGUGGAUUAAAAUUGAAGUCAUUAUCUCAGAUAAUCUUUGUGCAUUGCAUCCAAACCCAAGAACCUUAUUUUUUGCCAUUUAAUUCAGUAUUUCCUUUUUUGAACUCCACCCCCACCCCAAAAGAAUUUAUUUGACAUCUGGCAAUUUCACAGCCUCACUGUCCUUCAUUUCUUUCCCUUUGAAUAUUGCCUUUCCUUUGAAAAUACACACUAUUUUGACUUUUAAGAAGUAUCUUGAGAUUUUACUUGUCUUGGGAGGUAAUCUAGAGUCCCAUGAAACCUACUGCUAACCUUUAUCUGGAGUUCAGAUAGUCUGUUUUGGGAAACAGAGCUACUUAAGUUACACCAAGAUAAUAUGGAGUGGCUGAAUCAUGGUUAAUAAAAUACUUUUAAUCCUCUUUUUGAGGAUUUUUUUAAACAUUUGGAAAUUAUUAAUGAAGAAAGGUGUUUAGACAAAAGUAUUUUAGUUGGUACAUUUACCACCCAAGUAGCCAGCCUUUAGAUUGGUAUGUGAGCUAUUUCUCUUCACAAUUAAAAUGACAAUACCACUCCUCUUCUACUAAUUUUGAAUUUUAGUGUAACAAAAGCUUUGUAUCACUUCAUGUAAAAGACAGAUGUUUGCCUGUGUCUAGGCAGUAUUUGUAAUUCAUAGUGCUAAAGAUAAAUUUAAAGUGUCUGGGAUUGAAUAAUAUUCUAUUUGUCACCUUACAAUCUUGCUGCUUUUAGUAAGCUUUUUUAGGCAAGCAUUCAUCCCAGUGAAGAGAACAAUCAUUUCUUCACAUAAGGUGAAACCUUUUUAGGCUACUUUUAAAAUUCAUUCCUAAUUUGAAGUUCACAGUCCUUGACCAUUAGAAAAAGAAAAAAAGAGACACUAUGUGAUAGGAGAUUAUGAUUGUUUGCACAAAGACUCUGUGGAGCUCCAUUGUCCCCAUGCCACCCAACCACCCACCCCGGUUCUCUUUUAAUAUAUUAUGUAUGCCUGCAAAUGUCAUGUGUCUGCCUGCUGCAAAAUUGAAGGUGUAUUUUUAUAGAAAUGGUGGAAACCUCUGAAAAUACAUACCCACUGUCUUGUUUUCUAGUUAAGAUCAGGGAAAAAUUGUAUUUGUGGUUUACGUUCCAGCUAAUGUCAUUAAAAUUAUGCUUCAGACUGUGACAUUUUAAUACCAAAACUGAUUGCCAGCAUAAUAUAGAAUUUCUAAUUAUCACUGAUAGAAUAAUUGUUUUUAAAUGUCAACCCUUAUAAUCUCAUUUUUCCUGUAACCUUAGAAUUUGAACAUAUGGUUAUCAUAGUAACUUUUUCUGCCAUGUAUAAAUCAUACUUGGUUUUGUUUAAAGAACGGGAAGUGGUGAAUUGUUUCCAUGAAACAGAUAUUAAGAAUAGUGUGUCUGGAGGUAACAGAACAUAGAAUUCAAGACACAAUUGUAUUUGUCAUAAAAACAAUUUGACAGAAUGUGUAAUUUUAAUUUUAACGAAUCACUUUUUUUUUAGUUUUCAUUAUUCUGGUUAAUUAAUCUUAAUUUCUUAAACUACCCAGAAAACACCCAAUUUUCUUUUUUUUGUUUUUCCUAUCACUUUCUCCUGUGAUGGCUUUUUCAAACUGUUUUCCCUUUUAGGAGGCUGAUUAGCAAUUGGGUAUUUUGGAGUGUUGGGGGGGAGUUGUUUUCUUUUUUAAUGAGAUUGACAUCAGUGAAUACUGAAAUGACAAGAGAAUUAAUAUUCCUCCCCCACUGAGGCUUUUAUUUUUAUCCUCAGGAUAGAGCAUACUUGUAUUUUUCCAUUGGGUUAUGUUUUGUGAAAGUUGUUUUUCAAUUGAAAAAAGUAAUUUUGAAUUUGUUGUAUAAUAUUCCUUUAUGAAAUCUUCCAUGGUGGUUUUCAGAGAAAAAUGACAUGUAUUUGCCAAAGUAUAUAAAUCUCAGUAGGUGUUAAAGUUACAAGUUAAAAUAGUUCUUUGAAAUUCAUUUUCCAAUGCUUCUUGUUUGGUCAAAGAUUCUGUCCUAACAAAUUGAUUGAAUUGAUAAUUUUAAAGCUCAUCCAAAAGGCCAAGAGCAUAUGUAGUAUUGAUAAAAAUAUAGACAAGUAUUAUUUACAGAUUUAUUAACCCCAUUACAGACAUGUCCUCUUCGCUUUGUUCCCUUCUUGUCCCCAUGUUAAUUUAGGAGCGAGUAGUCAAAUUUUAAAAGUGGAAAAGUGCCUUGUCUUUUUCUGAACAAAGAUAAUGUGGAAGGAAGCAGAGUGAAUGAAUUAGUAGAUCAUUAGAUUAGAAAUUGUUCUUUCGACUAGGUAUGACAUAUUGAGUAUCUCUUAUUUAUUAUACAUUCUGUUUCCUUGUUUUCCUCCAAUCAUGUGAUAUAUUAAUGACAAAAUAUUACAGAAGAGGACUAUCAGUCACUUAAAAAAUUGUAUAAUUUUAAUGCUAGUAAACAUGUAAUUUAACAUGGUUUUGGAAGGACAGUGGUUAUUGACUGAAAUCCUACCAAAGCCCACUUAAGUAUUUAAUGUCCAUACUCUUAUGACUUGUAAACACUAAUGUCUGAGAAAUUAAAUCAUGUUGAUUUUUAUUCACUCUGCCAUUUUAAUGAAAUUUAUUUGUGGUUUUUGAUAAUUUAAGUAAAGUUCAGUAACAUUUGUAAGCCUUUGAACGAAUAGGGUUUUUCAAAUGUAUGAGAGCUUUAAAAAAUCACUAGCAUUAUAAUUUUGUUUACAGAUAAGCCACCUCUUUAAAAAAAUUAAACCUUACUACUUGAACAUAAAACCCCAAACAAUAUUUCAUUAGAAUUUACUAUAUUGGUCUAGCAAGAUAUAUAAAUUUUAUUCAUUUGACUAAUGGGAGAAGUUUCACAUAGUGGAAAUAACUUUUGCUAAUUUGAUUAUAAGUGCUCAAAUUCUUUAAAAUUGGGUCCUCCUAUUCCUUUUAAAGCAAAAUCUGCUUUUAAAAGCAAAGUCUGCUUUUAAAGCAAAAUCUAUUCUGCAAAACAAUUUUCAAGUUAUUCAAGUUCCUUAAGUGGUAAACUAUUAGAAUUUUCAGUAAAAUGAAUAGUUUACUAAUACCUGUUCAUGUAUUAUGUGGGCUAAAAAGGGAUACAUCUAUAAAGAUAAAUCUAUAUCUAUUUAUAAAAUUAUAAAUAUAUAAAUAUAUAAAUAUAUUUAUAAAUAGAUAUAGGUAUAUAUUUAUAGAUAUAUCCCUUACUUUCCCUAAUUUCCCUUACCUGAUUCUGAGCCAGCCUUUUUAUUUUGAUGAUGGCAACCUGAGAAUACGUUCCAUUUUCUGUGGACUUUGUCAAACUCAUACUAUAUGAAGUAAUGAUCUAAUAUUGUGGACUCUAGGCAGUUAACUUAAAUAGCAUGUCAGUGUUUUUGUUUGUAAAAUUAUGGGGUUGAACCUAGAACAGGACAGAAAAUUAGAGAUUAUCUAACAUUCUGAGAUUCUAGAAAUCCACAGGAAAGUUUUAUUGUACAGAAUCUCAGAAUGAUUAUUUUCAGACCUACUACCCUUUGUGGAAACUCUCACAGUGCCUUGCACACAGUAAAAGUUCAGUUUGCUUGCUGGCUGGCUAGUUGAUGUGUGUUAAUAUCAUAUAGGCUCAAAGAACCUGAUGCCUGCUAGACCUUAGUCCACCUUGAUGAUAACAGUGAAUGUAGAUUCCCUAGGAACUGAGGUCUGAGGUCUCUGAGCUUUGCCUAUGUGGAAUCUCACAAUUGAGUUGGUAUCCAGGCAAGAAUUAUAGCGGUGACAACAAUGGAGAUAUGGAAGGAUCCACUCUGAAGUUUUAAUGUGAAGAGUUUCACAUCCUAUCCAACAUUUGCUUCAGUGUCUUAUCAAGUUCCACACUUUCAAAAAGAUCUUUUGGAACAAAUUGAUAAAAUUUGGUAGAGAGGGAAAUGGUGUGGAAUUCAAACCCAAGUCACUUCUAGUUUAAUUCUUAGCUCUGCUGCUUAAUUCCUCUGUACCUCAUGUCCUCAUUGCUGAAGUGGGGACAAUAAUCUGGACCUACCUCACAGGGGAAUUGAGGAUUUUUUCACAUAUUUGUGUGAUUUGAAGAUGAUAGAAAUAUAUACUGGAUAUCAUAAUUGUGUAAUUUCUAAAGAGAUUCCUUGAAAUCCAUGUCGUAAUGUUUUUCUUUCACAGAACGAGUGUUGCAGUUUAUCUAUAUAUCAGUAGUAAAUUUUGUUAUUGAUUCCUUGUUUGUUAAACAUGAAUUAUUAUAUUAUGUUAAUACUUGAUUUAGGGAGGAAAAGUAGGGGAUGUAAACCAGUGGUUCCCAACUUGGGGUAGAUGAAAUUAGCAGUGGGGUUAUCCUUAAUCCUUUUGCAUUAUUUCAAAAAAGAUACUAGAAACCAUACUUUGACCCACAAUAUUCCUGCUACACAGCCAACUAAUACAUGGAAUUUCCAUGCAUUUUGCUUAUAUUCUUUCAAUUCUUCUGUUAACACUGAUUAGAAGCUGUGAAUGAUUAUGUGCUUUUGAUUAAUACAAAAAAAUGACAAAAAAAUUAUUAUUAUAUACUUGAAAACAUAAAGAAGGAAUCAUGAAGAGAUGUAUAUGGCAAAAAUGUUGGGAGCCACUUUUAUAAAGGAACUAAGGUUAUUUGACCCUUUCCACAGAUUGCUUACCUGGUCCCUAAAUAAUUAAAUGCUGGGGGGUGGGGAGGCUAGAGAGAGAGUGAGAGAGAGAGAGAAAGAGUGUGUGUGUGUGUGUGUCUGUGUGAUGGCUAGAUUGGGCUGUAUAACUUCAGGUUGGAAUUUGCUUUCAGCUUUUUUUCUGUUCAGGAUGAUGUAAUUGAGCUAAUUCAUUGAGGUGUGUACAUGUAACUCAUAUACACACAUUGGAUUGCAAAUGUGGAAAGUGUUAUACUGUCACAUUCUAGCAUUGGACUAAAUAUCAAUUUCUGAGUCUUAACGUAGUUCUGUAUAAAUUUGGUGUGAUGAAUCAAGGCAAUAAUUUCUCAAAUGUUGCUUUUAUUCCUGCUUAUUUCAUUUAAGCUUUUAUCUUGGCUUAUUUUCUUAACUUUCUGUUUGUUCUAGUAAGCAAAUAGUGUAAAAUUGUUUUAAUGCUUGGACUUUGGAAAAAGUUAUAAAUGUUUGAAAUUAUAUAAUCUACAAGCUAGUUUGCCAUUCUUGGACUAACAAUGUACAAAAUGAGUCUUGGUGGUGAGAACAGGACAUCCAAAUAGCUAGAAAGUGGAUAUUGAUCAAAACAUCUGCUUGAAAAGGCUACAAUUUCUACUUUUGACAGUGGAUUCCUGUUGGGACAGCAUUACCAGAAGAGAAUAAUAGUGGAUAUGUCUAUCCAAACAAAGAACUUUCAUGCAUCUUGUAGUGUUCCAUAGCCUGUGGAAUGAAUUCAUUUUUCUCCCUUGAGUCCAGGAAUGAUCCCCCUGGAAGAACUCAACCUAUAUACAGCUGUGCCAAAAUGAAGGAUACCUGCCUCUCUGAAACUUUCACUGCUGCUUCUGUCGUUGUUCACUUGUCAGAUAAAGUUUUAUUCUCAGGAUGCAAAAUUAAAAUAAAGUGCAAAUCUAUGUUAGUGAA